Messenger RNA from Cokeromyces recurvatus, 738 nucleotides. RefSeq lists its product as uncharacterized. The record is from RefSeq and is a predicted model, not a curated record. Bases 1 to 738 code for a protein of 245 amino acids. Lineage: Eukaryota; Fungi; Mucoromycota; Mucoromycetes; Mucorales; Mucoraceae. The transcript has 2 exons.
AUGACAACGAGCAUAUCAGAUUCGUAUUUCUCGUUAACACCAUGUACUCGUCUUUCUCGUAUGGCACUUGACUCUGAAUCUGAUAAUGAUAUGCAUUUUGAGUUUCGUGCAACAAACUUUAACGAAAGGUUAAUGAAGGCAGCUCAAGAAGAAAGUGAAAACAAUCAAAUAUAUGAUGAUUCAACAGGUAUUCAAAUUAAUUUUCCUUUUUCAGAAGAUGAAGGGUCAGAUGAAGAAGGCAGUUUCAGUUUUGAUUCAUAUAAAAUGAUGGAUCAAAAAUCAUUAUCAAGGGAGAGUGAAAUGUAUUUAACACCUUUACCGAAUAAUAAAGAAAUGAUAAUGAAAUCGAUUUUUGAUGAAGAGGAAGAUGAACAUUAUGAUCCUACUAUAAAAUGGUUAUUAUCUGUUUAUGAAGGCGAUGACGAUAUGGAAGAAGAAAUUAGGAUAGUCUAUUAUGAUGAUGAUAAAAGUAACAUUGAAAAUAAACCACCACCAAAUUAUGAGCAAAAGGCACGACAACUGAAUUAUAACAGAACACCAUUCAAAGUCAUUUACUCUAAGGAUGACGAUCAUCACUCCUCGUUAUCAGAUCAAGAAGAAUUACCUAUUAAAAAGAAAGUGAUUCUUUCUUCUAAAAAUGAAUCAUACAAGACAAAGGCAAUUUUAAGAUCUUUAUCACCUCCUCGCUUUUUAACAAAACAUAAAGGAAAAGAGCCUAUGCGGGAUUUAUUAUGUUAA